AUGUGGAUAGAGAAGAUUUCAGUUCCUCCUUUGAUGGUGAUCGAAUUUCUUCAUCGAGUUGUGCACACAUUUUCGCAAUAUUUUGAUGAGUGCUCGGACACAUCGAUAAAAGAGAACUGUGUGAUGGUUUUUGAGCUGCUCGACGAAAUGCUCGACAAUGGAUAUCCCCUUGUGACCGAAUUGAAUAUCCUCCAAGAUCUCAUCAAACCACCUAAUUUCCUUAGAAAUAUUGCUAAUCAGGUUACUGGGCGGACUAACCAUUCGGAAACGCUACCAACUGGUCAGCUGUCAAAUAUACCAUGGCGGCGACAAGGUGUGAAAUAUACGAAUAACGAAGCCUAUUUUGAUGUCAUUGAAGAAAUCGAUGCAAUUAUUGAUCGACAAGGGUCAACAGUUUUCGCCGAAAUACAGGGAUACAUUGAUGUGUGCUGUAAAUUGUCGGGGAUGCCAGAUCUUACCAUGACACUUGUCAAUCCACGUCUUCUUGAUGACGUCUCCUUUCAUCCAUGUGUCCGAUUUAAGCGAUGGGAGAACGAACGUGUACUAUCAUUUGUGCCUCCUGAUGGGAACUUUCGGCUAUUAUCAUAUCACAUUGCUACACAAAACAUGGUCGCUAUACCAAUUUACGUUCGACAUUCCAUAGUGCUGAGAGGAGGAACUGGAAGUCGUCUAGAGAGAAAAAAUUUUUUUGGAACGGUUGGAGGACCAAAACAACAAGGCAGAUGGGCAAAAUGCUUGGAAGACGUCGUGGUAGAGAUGUCAAUGCCGAAAGCAGUGUUGAACUGCAAUCUGGUGCCUUCACAAGGGAAAUGUACGUUCGAUCCGUCAUCACAUUUGCUUCAGUGGACUAUAGGCAAGAUAGAACUGGGAAAGCCGCCAAAUAUUAAGGGAACUUUAUUGGUACAGAUGUUGAGUACUGGGCAAUUAGCCGCUCGGCGCUUCUUCCAAACAACAUCGUUGGCAUGCCGGCAAAAGAACUUUCGCGAAGUGCUUCCACCCGAAGAGGCUGGCUGGGCUUUCAAUCAUAUCGAAAAGAAGAGAGGUCUCUAUAAACCAAAGCACACCAUCGAAGAGCAGAUUGCUUAUAUGAAAAGUAAAGCUUUCCAUGAUGCUUACAAAGGAUUACCGAUCUACCGGUGGUACAAGAGGAAUUUCAAGGGGCAGUCGAUUUUGCAACCACCUCCUCGGCUAUUCUGUAUUGACAGAUAUGGACGAUUCAAUGUAAAUAAUGCAUGUCCGGGGCAGUCGAUUUUGCAACCACCUCCUCGGCUAUUCUGUAUUGACAGAUAUGGACGAUUCAAUGUAAAUAAUGCAUGUCCGGUGUGUCGUGACGAGUACCUGUUCUUUGACUACCGGAAUCCUGCUUUGAUCGAGCAGUUUCUUUCUGAUGGAACUCACCAGCCGAUUGCUAUUCUGAAAAGUGGCCUUUGUCAAGAGCAAUACGCUUUGCUCAGAGCCCAGUUGCUUGCUGCGAAGGAACACGGAACAAUUACGUUCGGUGUCGACUUUCGAAAUUUCGACUUUCGGGACUGGUAUAAGGAAUGGACGAAACCGCCAUUGCCUCAUAUGGUAUGGCUUCGAGUUAGCGUUUUCUUACUUCUGCUUAUGUUGUCUGAACAAAAGGGAAAAUCAGAUCGGUUGAAGAAACAGGAGAAAAAGAAGGAAGAGGUAGAGAAGGUCACUGUCCAAAAACAGGAGGAAGAAGAGAAAAAUGAACUGCCACUCUCCCAUCCGCCGUCAAGCAUCUCAAAGCAGUCGAUCUUGAAAGGCCAUGAAACCGUGGAUUUCUCGCCGAGAAAGUUCGAAAAUCCUGUUCUCGUCUAUGUCACACCGUGGAAUAACAAAGGUUAUGACUUGGCCAAAUGGGUGUCACAUAAAGUCACACAUGUCUCGCCAGUCUGGCUGCAGCUGAAGCCGCAAACUGCCGAUAUGAGUCUCAGUUGUCGCAUUCUCGGUACUCACGACAUCGAUCAUGAAUGGAUGGAAGAAGUUCGAAAGAACAAUAGCGAUGUGCUAAUAGUACCACGUGUGUUGUUCGACGACUGGUCCGUUGAGGAUAUGGGUAAAUUCCUUCAAACUGAGCGUUGGAUGAACCGCUGCCUGGGAGAUUUGAUGAACCUGCUUCUGCGAACACAGUUCGAUGGUGCAGUAAUCGAGUUGUGGGCAAGUGCCAUGAUCCAGACGAGAGGUGAAGCGAGCGAUUUACUUGUCGAAAUGCUGUCUUCAUGGGGAGAAUCUUUCCACAGCAAAAACCUUCAGCUUAUUGCUCCCGUUGGACCGCCAUUAGGUCCUUCAAACCAAUUGAGCGGAAUGUUCACGCCGGCGCAUUUGUUCGCGUUAGCUGAUAAAAUAGAUUACAUACAGAUGAUGACGUACGAUUAUCGAUCGGAUGACAUUACUGGUGUGGCGCCGUACAAUUGGGUGGAGCAAUCAGUCGCUGCUGUUCUUGAGCAUGCACCGGAUCUAAGCAAAUAUUUGAUGAUCGGUUUGAAUCACUAUGGCUACGAAUUCAUCGGUCACAAUGCACAGCCUAUUCAUUUUGACAAAUAUCUUGAGAAAUUGAAAAGAGAAGACAGCAAAUUGGAAUGGGAUUCGAAAUCGAAAGAGCAUGUUGUUAAGUAUGACAAUACGAAGAUCUACUAUCCAUCGCUGACAUCUAUCGAAAUGCGCCUAAACCUUGCUCGCAAAUAUGGUGUUGGCGUUGCUGUUUGGGACUUUGGUCAAGGGCUAAAUUAUUUCACUCAGGUUCUUUGA
Cooperia oncophora is the source of this 2754-nucleotide messenger RNA. The record is from the annotation of a GenBank genome assembly. NCBI's taxonomy places the organism in Eukaryota, Metazoa, Nematoda, Chromadorea, Rhabditida, Trichostrongylidae.